Messenger RNA from Fulmarus glacialis (Northern fulmar), 916 nucleotides. Its product is annotated as breakpoint cluster region protein-like. Gene Ontology annotation, cellular component: membrane. Gene Ontology annotation, biological process: signal transduction; positive regulation of GTPase activity. Gene Ontology annotation, molecular function: GTPase activator activity. The transcript is spliced from 9 exons. The record is from RefSeq and is a predicted model, not a curated record. NCBI's taxonomy places the organism in Eukaryota, Metazoa, Chordata, Aves, Procellariiformes, Procellariidae. The annotation marks the transcript as partial.
AGGGCCAAUAAAGGCAGCAAGGUCAUUGAGAGGUUGAAAAAGAAGCUCUCCGAGCAGGAAUCCCUCCUACUGCUGAUGUCUCCCAACAUGGCCUUCCGGGUACACAAUCGCAAUGGCAAGAGUUACACGUUCCUCAUUUCGUCGGACUAUGAAAGGGCAGAGUGGAGGGAGAACAUCCGGGAGCAGCAGAAGAAAUGCUUUAAAAGCUUCUCACUCACAUCGGUGGAACUCCAGAUGCUGACAAACUCCUGUGUGAAGCUUCAGACAGUCCACAACAUCCCCCUCACUAUCAAUAAGGAAGAUGAUGAAUCCCCAGGUCUCUAUGGAUUCCUGAAUGUCAUUGUCCACUCUGCUACAGGAUUCAAGCAAAGUUCAAAUCUGUACUGCACAUUAGAGGUGGAUUCUUUUGGGUAUUUUGUGAACAAGGCUAAAACUAGAGUUUACAGAGACACCACGGAACCCAACUGGAAUGAGGAGUUUGAGAUUGAGCUGGAAGGCUCACAAACUCUGCGGAUUUUGUGCUAUGAAAAGUGCUACAACAAAACCAAGCUCACCAAAGAGGACGGAGAGAGCACAGAUCGCAUAAUGGGGAAAGGACAGAUCCAGCUGGACCCACAGGCGUUGCAGGACAAAGAUUGGCAACGCACAGUCAUCUCAAUGAAUGGAGUUGAAGUGAAGCUGUCAGUGAAGUUUACCAGUCGGGAAUUUAGCCUGAAAAGGAUGCCGUCCCGGAAACAGACGGGGGUUUUUGGGGUCAAGAUCGCUAUUGUCACGAAGAGAGAGAGAUCAAAGGUGCCUUACAUAGUGCGCCAGUGUGUGGAGGAGAUAGAGCGGCGUGGAAUGGAGGAGGUGGGCAUCUACCGUGUCUCUGGGGUUGCAACCGAUAUCCAAGCUUUGAAAGCUGCCUUUGAUGUCA